Messenger RNA from Condylostylus longicornis, 1788 nucleotides. RefSeq names its product dynein axonemal intermediate chain 2 (gene Dnai2). The coding region runs from base 10 to 1788 and encodes 592 amino acids. Lineage: Eukaryota; Metazoa; Arthropoda; Insecta; Diptera; Dolichopodidae. Gene Ontology annotation, molecular function: dynein light chain binding; dynein heavy chain binding. The transcript is spliced from 7 exons. Gene Ontology annotation, cellular component: outer dynein arm. Gene Ontology annotation, biological process: cilium movement; outer dynein arm assembly. The record is from RefSeq and is a predicted model, not a curated record.
AAAAUAAAAAUGGAACACAUAUUUAAAAGAGAAAGGAGAAAUUUUGGACGUUACCAUACGUUUGUUGACCAUGACGAAGUUGUUUUCAGUGAACCGUCGAACCGGGAGUUAUUUAGGCAAUUUAUACCAAAAAACCCAGUUGAUAUAACAACUCAACACACUUCACAAAUGGCCAUUAGUGAAGCUAACACGGAUUGUGUUACAUAUAAGAAUUGUGGCGUUUUUCAUAACGAAGGUGGUUGGCCUAAGGACAUUAAUAUGCAGGAUCCUGAACAAACUGUUAGAUAUAAACGCAAAAUAGAAAAAGACGAAAACUAUAUUCAACAAAUACUAGCUCUAACAAAACCAAUGGAACAUUACAUAUUUCAAAAUAACGCAGUCAAUAUUUACGAAAAUUAUUUUGAAGAUAUGGAACCAGCUCCUUUGCUGGAACCCUGUCAAUCAAGAACAGUUAAUGUUUACCGGGACCCAAAUCCCAUAAAGGUUCCAGUUACCCAUUUGUCAUGGUCCCCAGACGGGGGUGUUAAACUAGCUAUAUCACAUUGUGAUAUGACAUUUCAAGGUGAUAGAACUGGUCAAUUAAGCAAUUCUUACAUUUGGGAAGUGGAAAACCCUAAUCAACCUUUAUUAACUUUGGAACCAAAAUCUCAGUGUGUAUGUCUGGAAUAUAAUCAAAAGGAUCCAACAUCACUAGUAAGCGGGAUGUAUUCUGGGCAAGUAGCUGCAUGGGACACAAGAUCUGGAAAGUAUCCAGUGAUGAUUACUGAGAAUGAAGUGUGCCAUCGGGAAGCAGUUAAUUCCGUACUUUGGAUUAAUUCCAAAAGUGGAACCGAAUUUUUUUCUGGAAGUUCUGAUGGUCAGGUUAUAUGGUGGGACACAAGAAAAUUAAAUGAACCUUUAGAUAGAUUACUAAUGGAUCCAAUGAAAACAGAUGAACAAGAUUUAAGUAGAUCAUAUGGUGUUUCGGUACUUGAGUAUGAAACAACCAUUCCAACCCGAUUUAUGGUUGGAACCGAGAUGGGAAUGCUUUUUGCAUGUAAUCGAAAGGGAAAAACUCCAACAGAAAAAAUUAGUUCUAGGAUGCCAUGUCAAUUAGGACCAGUGUAUGCUAUUAUGAGAAACCCAGCUUUUGUGAAGAACUUUUUAACAGUUGGUGAUUGGACUGCUAGAAUAUGGUCAGAAGAUUGCAAAGAAAGUGCAAUAAUUUGGACUAAAAAUCAUGAUUCCAUUUUAACAGAUGGCGGCUGGAGUUAUACAAAAGUUUCGUUAUUUUUUGUUACACGAAUGGAUGGUGUCCUUGACGCAUGGGAUAUAUUACAACAAUUGAAUGAACCUAUAUUAAGUAUUAAAGUAUGCGAUGAUCCUUUAUUUUGCUUACGUACAAAUGAAAAUGGGAAGUUUGUAAGUUGUGGAAGUGAAAAAGGGGCAACAUUCUUGAUUGAAGUAUCUGAAAACAUGAUUUUCAGUGCAAAAAAUGAUAAGCCCUUACUAACAGCGAUGUUUGAACGCGAAAACAGACGCGAAAAAAUCCUUGAAGCAAAAUCUAGAGAAAUAAAAUUGAAACAAAGCAAAACUGCUGUUCAAAAUAAUCAGGCACAAGAGAACAUUGAUGACAAAUUUGCUGUGGAACCCUACAAAACUGCGUGUGAGCAGGCCGAGGUUGAUUAUUUUGCGGCUGUGGAACAAGAAAAAUUACGAAGAAUUGCAAAAGGAAACCAUGAUCUGGACGAAAGUGAAAUGUCCGAAGGAGAAAGUAGUAAAACUGAAAAUGCUAAUCCAAAAAGUUAA